AUGGCCCAGCCGCGCCCGCGCACCUCGCCACUACGCGCUCCGUGCAUCGCCGUACUCGUGCCCGUUGCCCUCGCGCUCCUCGUCGCGUGGCCGGUCCUCGCCCUCGCGACUCUGGUACCCGUCGUCGGCCUCGUCAGCUUCCCGACCCUCCUGUCGUGCACCGCCUCGCUCUUCUUGGUCCUCCCCGCCACCCUCCACCUCGUCCUCGCGCAGCCCGACUCGCCCAACCCGCCCCUCGUCCCGCGCGUGCGCCUCUUGUCCCCACUCGCCAACUUGCGCCUCCUGCACUGGGUCCUCCUCGUCCUGCACGACGCCUACGCCUCGUCCAUCUUCGCCCUCGCCCUCGAGACCCUCACCAGGCGCGUCCUCCUCGUCGGCGGGCGCGACGCGCACGGCAUCAUCCGCGAGAACAUCGCCUAUGCCGAGGGCCCAGACGGCGCAAGCAGCCUCAGGCUCGACGUCUACUUGCCGCAGCCGCGGCGGGCGAGGCGCGGAGAGCGCGACGACGGCGACGACGGCGCCGCGGCGAGCGAGCUGGCACCGGUCGUCGUUGUCCUCCCGUCGCCGUCGUACCGCCUCCUGUCCCUCUCGCGCACCUUUCCCUCGCCGCUCAUCGCGCACCGCCUCGCGCGCCUCGGCCCCACCGGUGCCCUCGUCGUCGUGCCGUCGCUCUCGGGCGCGCAGGGCCACGGCGCAGCCGGACAAGGCGUGGUCGGCAUCGAGCGCGCCGUCGGCGAAACGAGGGCCGCGCUCGAGUGGGUCGCAGAGCAUGCCGGGGCGUACGGCGCAGAUGCUGAGAGGUGCACGGUGCUCGGGUACGGCGCCGGGGCGCAUGUCGGCUUGCUCACUCUGGUGCAGAGCGCCAUCGUGUGCGCGCGAGAGGCGCUGCUCGGCGCGGCGGACGAGGAGAAGGAGGAGGAGGGGGCGGACGACGGCGACGUGGCGAGGGCAGAGGUCGAGCGGGCGCAGCUCGGUGUCGACGACGGGGCGACGUCGAGUGGUGGCGGUACGCCGCGGCGGCGAGGAGAGAGCUCGUCGGCCGACUACGUCCCCGUCCUCCUCCCUCGCGACACCUCUAUCGCGCCCUCGUCCUCGCACACCGACCGCCAGACCGACAGCGACCGUCACUCGUCGUCCUCGCCGGCGAGCCCGACUCGCCAACCUCCUUCCCCCUCGUCUUCGUCCUCCUCGCGUUCCUCGUCCAGCUUCGACCUCGACGCCGCCAUCGCUUCAGCCGACACCGGCACGCGCCGUCCGACCGCGCUCGCAGCACGCGACGUCCCCUCGGGCGUGCGCGCCUGCCGCCUGUGGACGCUCGCGCCCUCUUCCGGCGGCGCCCAAGACGGCGUCGUUGUCGUCGAGGACGAGCCCGAGUACGGCGGCGAGGCGCUCGCGAGCUUUGCGCUGCCGAGGAGGAGAGGAGGUGGGCGGCUCCGGGUUCAGGGCGUCGUGCUCGUCGGUGGGACGUACGACGUCGUGAAGCAGGGCAGGUGGCUCGAGGGGUGGGGCGCGGGCGACGUGAGCAACAUGGCGAGGUUCUGCCACGACGACGAGAGGGACAUCCUCCAGGCCUGCCCGUCGCACCUCCUUUACGCCGCCUCACCCCUCCUCGCACGGUCCCUCUCUUCCUCCUCGGCCACCACCACGACACCUCCUCUCCCGUCCCUCCUCCCUCCUCGGUUCCUCCUCAUCCACGGCGGACGCGACCCGCUCGUCCCCUUCUCGCAGGCGACCCUCCUGCGCAACCUCCUCGUCGGGAUCGGCGUCGGCGAGGCGAGGCUGCGCCUGUGCCGGGACGAGGGCGGCCUCGGGGCACUCGCGACGCUCAUGCGCCCGACGCGCUACUCGCCGCUCGUCAUGCGCGAGAUCGAGCACAUCGUGUUCGACCCGGUCGGCGACGAGGAGGGAGCGAGAGAGGGCCGUACGUCGGGCGCGAGGAGGAGGACGAGCAGGAGGGCGGGUUGAGCACGCUCGCCGCACGAGACGGGUCGCGAGCUGUAGCACAGGUCGUCGUCGUCGUGCAGUCGAGUCUGUCCCCCC
Molecule: messenger RNA, 2040 nt
Organism: Rhodotorula graminis WP1
Lineage: Eukaryota; Fungi; Basidiomycota; Microbotryomycetes; Sporidiobolales; Sporidiobolaceae
Exons: 8
Coding region: 1-1965 (654 amino acids)
Source: RefSeq, a predicted model, not a curated record